GAUGAGCUGCCUUCAAGCCAAACGGACGUAGCACAAAGUGUAACUAAAGAGGCUAGAUAGAAGCAACAGCUAGCUAAUACAAUAUCAACAACAACAACAAAAGCCACAAUAGCAACAAAAACAACAAUAAUACAAUAUAAACUAAACUAUAAUAGAAUUUAUUUAAAUUCACGCUGCCUGGCAACAACAACGACAACAACAACAACAGCAACAGCAAAAAUAACAACAACAGUUUUCGUGUAGUUCUCAUUUCGCUUGAAAGCAAAAGUUAUGUGAUAAGCAAAAGAUUCGGUGUGUGCGUGUGUGUGCUUUUUUCGCAGUGACAAUAUCCUGCGUGUGCUUGUGCGCGUGUGCUUAUAGCUGCGCAGGACGUGCCAGCCGAAAGCUGCUUAUCAGUGUAGUAGCUGUUGCUGCAGCAGCCUAUCUUGUUUUUGGCAAUCAGGCACAAGGUCAACAGCCCAACAGCUGGCGAAGGACCUAACAAAAACAAACAAACCACACAAAAGAAAAACACAACAAAUCUUUUUGAUAACAAUCAUUUUUAUGGUGAAAUUAAAACAUAAAUAUAAUAAAAAAAAGUAUUUAUUGAUUUUUAUAUAAAAAUAUAUAUAUACAAUAUAUAUAUAUUCUAAAAGCAAGAAAAACAAAUUUUUAAUAACAAUUACAUUUGACGAAGUCGCAGAAACUACAACAAAAAAAUACACAACAAAAUGUCUUCCAUGGCUGCAUUUGAUCAAAUCAAAAUUGGACUCAAAAUGGUCGACUUCAAGGUGCAACAGCGUCGUUAUCGUACCAGUGAAAAGACUGUCGUCAGCACCACCUACGGCCCCAUUAAGGGGGUCAAACGCAAGUCCAUCUAUGGCCAAUCGUAUUUCAGUUUCGAGCGUAUACCCUUUGCCCAGCCACCCGUCGGGGAGCUGCGCUAUAGGGCGCCACAGCCGCCAGAAAUAUGGACUGAGGUCAAGAGCUGCACAUCACAGGGUCCAAAGCCGCUUCAGAAGCAUUUUGUAUUCGAGAUGACAGACGGUUCCGAGGACUGUCUCUAUCUCAAUGUGUAUACUAAGAAUUUAUAUCCCACUAAACCAAUGCCGGUCAUGGUCUGGAUCUAUGGCGGCGGCUUUCAGUUUGGCGAGGCCUCACGCGAAUGCUACAGUCCGGACUAUUUGCUGCGCGAGGAUGUGGUCGUAAUAUCCAUUAAUUAUCGCCUGGGUCCACUGGGCUUCUUGUGCCUGGAGGAUCCCGAGUUUGAUGUGCCCGGCAAUGCGGGUCUCAAGGAUCAGGUCUUGGCCCUGCGCUGGGUGAAGGCCAACUGCUCGAGAUUUGGCGGCGACUCGAAUAAUAUAACAAUUUUUGGUGAUAGCGCGGGCAGCGCUUCAGUGCACUACAUGAUGAUAACUGAGCAGACGCGUGGCCUCUUCCACAAGGCCAUCUGCAUGUCGGGGAAUACCCUUUCGCCCUGGGCCGUAACGCCGCAGCGCAAUUGGCCCUAUCGACUGGCCGUGCAGGCGGGCUAUACGGGCGAGGCAACGGAGCGUGACGUUUGGGAAUUCCUGAAGAAUGCCAAAGGCUCUGAUAUAAUCAAGGCUAAUGGCGAGCUAUGCAUCGACGAGGAGAAAAAGGAGCGCAUUGGCUUCUCCUUUGGCCCCGUCAUCGAACCCUACGAGACCAGCCACUGUGUGGUGCCCACCAAGCCCAUCAUCAUGAUGCGCACUGCCUGGAGCAACAGUAUACCCCUCAUCCUGGGCGGCGUUUCCAACGAGGGUCUGUUGCUCUACUCCGAAACCAAGUCGAAUCCCAAGUGUCUCAACGAGCUCGGCGACUGUCGCUACGUCGUGCCCAUGGAGCUCAAUAUGGAUCGGGAUAGCGAACUGUGCAAGGACUAUGGCGAGCAGCUGCGUCAGUGCUACUAUGGCGAUAAGACGCCCAGUCUGGACACGCUUCACGAGUAUCUGCAGAUGGUCUCGCACGAGUACUUCUGGUUCCCCAUUUAUCGGACAGUAUUGUCGCGCUUGGAGCACGCGUCGAGCGCACCCACCUAUUUGUAUCGCUUCGAUUUCGACUCGAAGCACUUUAAUCAUCUGCGGAUACUCAGCUGCGGCAAGAAGGUGCGUGGCACCUGCCACGGCGACGAUUUGUCGUAUCUGUUUUACAAUUCGCUGGCGCGCAAACUGAAGAUUCAUACGCGGGAAUACAAGUGCAUCGAGCGCUUGGUCGGCUUGUGGACACAUUUUGCCGCAUUUGGCAAUCCCAAUUAUGAUCCCGAGCAGUCGGAGCUGUGGGAGCCCGUGUCGGCCAGUGCAAUUGAGAAGCAUCAGCUGAAGUGCCUUAAUAUAUCCGAUGAUCUGAAGAUAAUCGAUGUGCCCGAGCUGCGCAAAUUGAUGGUCUGGGAGAGUUUCUUUAAGCGUGACGAGCUGCUGUGAACAAGGCUGUGCUGUGAGGGGAUUGGGGGCCUCUACUUAGCAUUAGCAUUAGCUUUAUGUUGAAAACAAUGCAAAGCGUAGCUUUGAAGUCUAGAAAAAACCAUCUAUAUAUGUAUGUGCUGUUAAGUUUGUCCAAAAACGAAAUUCUAUUUAAGCCUGUUCAAGUUUGAUCCCAGUCUCCAAUGUCUAUAGAUCGCUGUUAGAUUCAGAUGCUAAUUAUUAUGAUUGAGGUUAGUUCUAGAGAAUGAUAUAAGUCGCAACUGAAGUACCUUUUGAAACGGCUUAACUUAUCCGUACGGCCAAUGAAUGCGCAUAAGAGAAAUGUUCCUUACUUAUAUCAAGCAUAUAUUUCCUUUAUAUAUAUGCAAAAGGCUGUCAAAGCGCCCUAACACUAUGAUUUUUCUUGUAUUAUAUGGCGUUCGAUUCUCUUCCGUGCACAAAAAAAAUGAAAAACUAACUCACCCAUAUAAUAAUAUUUUUUAUAUAUUAUAUUAUUUUUGGAAUACAAAAAACAACAACUCACCUAUAUAAUAAUAUUUUUUAUAUAUAUUAUUAUGUUUGAAUAUGUAAACCUUUUAUAAUAAUCUAAUUUUUGAAUGUGUAUUUGUUCUUUUUGUAGUAUACAAUUUACCAACCAGUCCAAGUUUUACAUAUUUAGGAAUAUGAUUCUUGUUUACAUAUAAUAAUAUAUGUUUAAUUAUAUAUAUAUUUACAUAGGACUUGAAUUUGAAUUUAAAUGUGUCUGUUGACUCAAAAAACACCUUGAAAUGUUUUUCGAAAUGCACAAAAGAAAUGCCAAUCUGAAAUCUUUGGAAUUGGCUUUUUUUUUUUGUAUAGAUACCACAUAGAGCAUUCUAAGACGAGCUCGAUAAAUUGAAUUUUCUAUAAGCUUCAAAUAUAUUGUGAUGCCACAAAUAAAAAACUAAGAAAUUUGAAAACCCAUAUUUUAAUA
Drosophila montana is the source of this 3372-nucleotide messenger RNA. It is a transcript of the gene alpha-Est9, whose product is annotated as alpha-Esterase-9. Bases 711 to 2420 code for a protein of 569 amino acids. Gene Ontology annotation, molecular function: serine hydrolase activity; cholinesterase activity. NCBI's taxonomy places the organism in Eukaryota, Metazoa, Arthropoda, Insecta, Diptera, Drosophilidae. The record is from RefSeq and is a predicted model, not a curated record. The transcript is spliced from 5 exons.